Molecule: messenger RNA, 2361 nt
Organism: Xyrauchen texanus (razorback sucker)
Lineage: Eukaryota; Metazoa; Chordata; Actinopteri; Cypriniformes; Catostomidae
Gene: stx1a
Product: syntaxin 1A (brain)
Exons: 10
Coding region: 232-1095 (287 amino acids)
Biological process (GO): synaptic vesicle fusion to presynaptic active zone membrane; exocytosis; intracellular protein transport
Cellular component (GO): synaptic vesicle; SNARE complex; plasma membrane
Molecular function (GO): SNAP receptor activity; SNARE binding
Source: RefSeq, a predicted model, not a curated record
GAAUGGAACUGAAGAACAUUUUAAAACAUUCUUCAUGUUUUUAACAUUUGAAUCCAUUUUUAUAGGCAGAAAUGCUGUAAGUAUUUCCUUUAACCCCAAUCAUUAGACCUGAUGUGAUGAUGUCGUUCUCGAAACACACUGAUCGAUAUCGUGUGUACUAAGCGCGUGAGAUGAUCAGUUUGACGCUCCGCUGCGCGAGCGAUGAGCGCGUCAGACCGCUGCGAGUGAAACAUGAAGGAUCGCACGCAAGAACUCCGACAUGGGAAAGAGGCAGGAGAGGAGGAUGACGUGACUGUUGGUGUUGAGAAAGGCUUCAUGGACGAGUUCUUUGAGCAGGUGGGGGAGAUUCGAGGAUUUAUUGACUCAUUGGCAGAGAAAGUACAAGAAGUGAAGAGAAACCACAGCACUGUUCUGGCCUCUCCAAACCCCGAUGACAAAACAAAAUCAGAGUUGGAGGAGUUGAUGACAGAUAUUAAGAAGCUGGCUAAUGAAGUGCGCUCCAAAUUAAAGAAUAUCCAGAAGAGCAUCGAGCAGGAGGAGGCUCUGAAUCGCUCAUCAGCUGAUCUGAGGAUACGCAAAACACAGCACUCCACACUGUCACGUAAAUUUGUUGAAGUGAUGUCGGAAUAUAAUGCAACACAGUCAGACUACAGGGAGCGCUGUAAAGGACGAAUUCAGAGACAACUGGAGAUCACUGGAAGAAAUACAACUAAUGACGAGCUAGAGAGUAUGCUGGAGAGUGACAAUCCAUCCAUCUUCACUUCAGGAAUCAUCAUGGACUCCAACAUCAGUGAGCAGGUCAUGAAUGAGAUUGAGACAAGACACAAUGAGAUCAUCAAACUGGAGAACAGCAUCCGUGAGCUGCAUGACAUGUUCAUGGAUAUGGCCAUGCUUGUGGAGAGUCAGGGAGAGUUAGUGAAUAAUAUUGAGAAGAAUGUGAGUAAUGCUCAGGAUUAUGUGGAAAAGGCCAAAGAAGUAACAAAAGCAGCUGUUAAAGUCCAGAAGAGCAGCAGAACGAAGAUGAUCCUGAUGGCGGUUUGUGUGGCCGUCUGUCUUCUCGUCCUCAUCAUCUCACUUGCAAUUGGAUUGAGCUGAUCAAGAGCUCUGAUUGGCCCGUUCAAACAUAUAUAUGAUGCUCAGAAGAUGUAAAGAUGGAGAAUUUCAUUUGUCACAUGCAUGAUGGUGAAAUGAUGUCAAGUUUGAAUGUAUAAUAAAUGUACUGUAUGAUGAAAUGAGAUGUAUGUGAGAACUUCAUGUUUUGUGUAGCGUGUUGUGUUUGCUGUUGUUGCAUUGUGGCAUGUUUGAGAUGCACGAGUGAUGUUGCGUUAUAUUUGUGUGCAUGUAAUAAAGUGUUUAUAAAGUGCUGUGCUCCUUCGGUUGAAACGCUGCAGAUGUGGAGAAGAAUGUUAUCAGGAGAAAGAGUAAAAAGACAAUGAAGUCUAUAUUUAUGUUCAUUCAUAUUUUUGCAUUACAUCAGUAUUUUCGUAAUAAUUACAGUAAAGGCCCCAGUAUACUUCCGGAGAAGUAGAUCUUCAUUCUUACAACAGUAUAAUGUUUGCGAACAUUCAGACACCCGUCACAGCGCUGUGGGAGCCGUUUAGAGGAGCAUUAAAUAUGAGGACACCUAAACUAAUGUGACAUUAACAUGUGUUAUCAUGCCUCAUUCUGAAUAUAAUUCACAUGAAGUCAGUAACAGAAGCUGUUUUAAGCACUCGAAGAUGAUUUAAAUGAAAAUAUAUGCAGUAGGAAAUGUUGAAUUUGUCUUGUUUACACUCUGAAUUCAUGACGCACGCCAUACUACUCUCUGUUAUUGUAAUUUACCAUGACACGGAUACUACUGCAAAGAGAAUACAGAUAAAAGAAUGAUGAUAUGAGGGGCACAUGUUACUUUGGGCAGAUGUGUGAAUGGCUGUCGCUGCACAUGGCACAUGACUGAAUGGGCACUUUAGAGAAUUUGAGUAGAUUUGAUUCAUUUUGUAGAUUAAUUAAACAAAACAAAAUCGCAUGACAUGUUCUUUCACGCCGGUGUGUUCAUGUUAAAUACUGACAGAAAAACAUAAACAAAGUAGUUGAUGGAAAUUCAGGCCACACCCACCGAUGACGUGGACCAAUGGCAGCAAGAAGGUGUUUAGCAGCCGGUUAGAAGUUUUCCUGAAAGUUCGCCCUGGGGUGUAUGGCAAGCCAUUUUAACUUUUAAUUAAUUUGCAGGAUAUUUAUUGUUGAUGUCAACAAUUCAGUUUCCAGUACUACAAAUGUGAAUUCUUCAUAUAUAAAAAAAAUGCAAUUUCAACUGGUAAAAAAAAACAAAUUUGAUAUCUAUAAUUACAUUUUCACUAGUAAAGAUUCACAGCGAUAUGUCAU